AUGCUGGCAUCUUGUGUCAGAGGUGUGGAGAUCAUAGAUCCAGGCCAGGUGGUGUAUGUUGACUCAGGUCUGGAUGGAGUGGUGGGUAAAGCCGUGAUCCUGGAGUGUGGAUCAACCAGACCCGAUGUUUACAUCUGGGGGUUCACACAACCUGGAACCGACGCCAUCAAAGCUGUGGUCUACGACUUUGGAAAAGGCCCUAAGCUGCAGAAGCUGGCCCAGAGUCUAGGAGACCUUCAGGUGAUCUCUGGCGCCGCCUCUCUGAGUAUAGAGCGCCUCCCAUUGGCUGCCGAGGGCCUCUACACUUGCCAGGCUCUCUACGACACAGAGCAGGGAGCCAAGCUAUACUACUACUACAUACACCUACGGGUACUGGUCCCUGUCAGUAAGCCCUAUAUUCUGCUGAGUGAUGCGUCUCCGGCGGAGGGAUCUUUGGUGUGGCUGCGCUGCGGCCUAGAGAACGGCACAGGACCGCUUUACUUCUUGUGGGAGCAUGAGACACACAGCGGAUUGGUCAGCACCGUCUCCCAGGGCAACAGCAGCAUGUUCAACAUGACAGAAGUCAACCGUAACUACACAGGCUGGUACCGUUGUGUGGCCCGGAACCAGGUCAACCAGGAACGGUCCGACCGCAUCUGGCUGGACAUCAUCUUUGGUCCUGAUAUUCCCCAGAUAGAUGUGACUCCCUACAGUAUAACAGACAGAGGAUACUCUGCUCAGGAGAGACAGACGGUCUCUCUGCUCUGCCAGGCCCAGUCCAACCCUCCCAGUCAAUAUGUCUGGUUCUACAACAACAGCCAGGUGUACGCGGGACCCCAGUUCACCAUCACUAGGAUUCUGCGGAUGCACACAGGUACCUACGCCUGUCUGGCUCAGAACACAUACCUCAACACCCGCUCUAUGAAGACCAUCAGCCUCACCGUUUACUACCCUCCAGAUGGUUCCCCCUCCUGCUCUGUUCUGCCAGCAAUGAACUACUCCUCCCUCAACCUGACCUGUUCAUGGCCAGGUGGCCUGCCCUCCCCUUCACUACGCUGGACCACAAACCAUCUCUCCCUGGCACAGGGAGGGGCGUGGCUUGGGGGUGAAGAGUCAUGGCCAGCCAACAAUAUCUCCGUACUGCAGUCUGGAUCCCAGACCAACAACAACUCUCUGUUCACCUGCCAGGGGAUGCACCCUGCUCUCAACACCUCCACACAAUGCACUGCACGGGCCUGGUCUCCUUAUGGUGAGCCAGUGUGUUCUGCUUAUGCCACCGGGAUGAACCAGUACCUGCUGCUGUCCUGCUCCUGGGAAGGUGGGUCUCCCAGGGCUGUGGUGUGGUGGGAGGUGCCUAAAGAAGAGGGGAGGGGCCAAGAAUUGGAGACUUCCAAGAUCCUGGUACUUCGUUCUAACUCCACCCAGAAUGGACAGGCCUACACCUGUUAUGCCAAACACCCCUUGGACACACACACCAGGACCUGCAGCCUCAAACUGGAGGCUCCAGUCUUGUUGACCCAGCGUAGUGUGGUGUCUGUGUUCGAGGGCAGUGACGUUCAGCUCACCUGUAUCCUUCAAUCCAACUAUCCCCCGGCCAAUCAGAUUGUCUGGUUCAACAACCACAGACAGGAAGUCGAAGCCCUGGCCAAAACCAGGAAGUAUGUACUGCGUCGCGCGGCUGCGUGGACCAACCUAACGGUCUUAGAGACGGAUGGAACAACAGACAGCGGCCAAUACUGGUGCUCCGCUAGCAACGCCGUGGGGGGAACCGAGAUCCCUGUUACGCUAUUGGUCAAGAGAUACCCCAUGCCUCCCAAUGUGACCCUGGUAAGGCUGGUUUACAGCAGUCGGCAGCGCAGAGAGGUAGAGCUGGAGUGGCAGAUGGAGGGAGAGGGAGAAGGAGGAGAGGGAGGAGGGCUGACUGGAUUUAUACUUGAGCGCAGACUAGAGGAGGCACCAGGGCAAAGGAGAGGAGAGGAGGAAAAAGAGAAGGACAGAGAGGAGGCUGGUACAGAUCCUGCUGACCAAGAGCAGCGCGCCGACACCGGCCUCGGGGACGACCCGGAGGACGGGACGCAGGGCGAUACGGGUGGAGACGGUGAAACUCCUGUAGCAAUGAAGGAUCUAGGAUGUCCUCCACCGGUACCCAGCAUCUCUCCUCCGGGCCAUAACCCUCCCACUCCACGAGCAAUGGGAUCUGUGACCUCCCUAAUUAGCCCCGACCCCAAAGGACGACUAUCUAAGGAGCAGCGACAGGAAAAAAGGAGUAGUUUCUCUCCAUGGAAACAGGUGGCAGUAUUGGAACCCAGGGAGAGGGUCCACAUGCUGGGCAACAUGACCCCAACAGAUACCUACCAGAUACGCAUCACAGCUGUCAAUCACAGAACCCUCGGACACCCCUCCCCCCCAGAAACACCAGCGGACCCUCCCUUCAGUGCGUACCCUGCUGUGAUUGGAGCAGCCAUCGGAGGGAUGCUCAUCGCUGCCAUAGCAACCGUUCUGCUUUUCAUGUACAUCAUCCGCAACCGCAACAACAACCCCCGACUCCAUGACAUGCUGUUUGGAAUGCAGCACAGCCGGUCCAGGGAGAACAUCAACCUUCCUGAUGAUGAGGUGAUGGGAGGAGUUGACGGAGAGGGAGGAGCUACAGAACAUUGCCCCUCCCCUAGCCCAGGUCCAUCCAUGUCCUCUCCUAGGGCUGCCUCCCCCGUCUCCCCUCCUCUACCCGCUGAGGACAACGAACCUGUCAACGUCACCAUCACUGUCAUGGCAACAGGCUGA
This is a messenger RNA of Oncorhynchus masou masou (cherry salmon), 2760 nucleotides long. RefSeq names its product V-set and immunoglobulin domain-containing protein 10-like 2. The transcript is spliced from 20 exons. The record is from RefSeq and is a predicted model, not a curated record. Lineage: Eukaryota; Metazoa; Chordata; Actinopteri; Salmoniformes; Salmonidae. The coding region runs from base 1 to 2760 and encodes 919 amino acids. Gene Ontology annotation, molecular function: protein binding.